This is a messenger RNA of Caenorhabditis bovis, 1497 nucleotides long. Lineage: Eukaryota; Metazoa; Nematoda; Chromadorea; Rhabditida; Rhabditidae. The record is from the annotation of a GenBank genome assembly.
AUGAGCUCUCUAGAAUGUGUCAUUUGUCUAUCUGGUUAUAACGACACAGACAGAAGGCCAUGCAUUGGAGUUUGCGGACACAGUAUUUGUGAAUCAUGUAAAUGUCUAAUGAGAACAUCCAAAUGCCCCCAUUGUAAUCGAGAAGAGGCAUUUGCAAUAUUAACAAUAAACUACCAAGUAUUAGAAUUAUUAAAACAUGGUCCGCCUCCGAAUACUGUUUCCGGUGUGCGAUCUGAAAAGUUUGAAGAAGGCCCUUGCAGCGAGUGCGGCACAAUGACGCGAAAACUUCGGAUCUGUGUUCAAUGUGGUGUUAAUUCAAAUAUUCUCGUGAUUAAAAACGACGUUGUCACAAUUAACGAAGAAGUAAAUACUAUUGAAAGCGGUUUAUUAGCGGUGCGAAACACGGCAAUUUGUGGUGACUGUGCUCUUGACGGAAUUCACAGCGCACAUAAAAUAUGUGGAUUGGCUUUAUUGAAAAAGGAGUACGAGAAUUUGUUGCGAAGCGAGACAAAAGAUCGAAUAGAGAAAAAAAUAUCUCUCGAUGUCGGUAACCAAAUUCAAUUCGUCGAAUCAUAUAAAAAAUCAUAUCCGACAUCUAACCCUACAAUAGCCGACAUGAAUCCAGUUUUGAUUGCCGACAGAAAACAAAGCGUAAGAGAGCCACUUCUCGUCGGAAUUCUUGAUCCUGCCACAGAUACAUGGUCUUCAAUUGGAAGAAUGCCAAAUCCAAAGUCGAAUUAUGCUGUUGCUCAAUAUAGCAAUAAGAUAUUCAUAGUUGGUGGAAUGAAUGCAGGCACGUGGUUGAGCGCUUUAGAAGUGUACGAUCGCGAUAAGAAUUUGAGAAAAGACGGUGCGAAAUUAAAAAAUGCACGAACACGAACAUCGGCAGGAUUUUUUGAUAAGAAGAUGUUUGUUUGCGGAGGCUAUAACGGAGCUUAUAUGAAUUCUGUCGAAAUUUAUGAUCCUGAUACGAAUACAUGGGUCGACGGGCCAAAUCUCAAAAAGCAUCGAGCAGACUGCGCUGUUGUAACUGCCAACGGAGAACUAUAUGUUCUUGGUGGAUAUAAUGGAAAAGAAUACGAGGAGGCGAUUGAGAAGUACAACAAUAACACGCGCCAAUUUGAAAUUGUUGGAGAAAUGCAAGGAAGUCGAGCAGGAUUUGGAGCCUGUUUCUUCAGAGGACGCAUUUACGUCGGAGGUGGAUGGAGCAAUUCGAACAACACGCUUCGCACUACAAGAAGUUAUGAUCCGCUAACAAAUGGAUGGCGAGAAGAACCAUCUUUUGUUCAUGAACGCAAGUACUUCACAAUGCAUGCCACCAGUGAAACGAUCUACGCCGUGCGUGGAUGUCGUGACAACUGGUCACUGAUUUCUGAGGUCGAGAAACUUGAUUUGCGAUCCAAUCAUUGGAAGCCAUUUCCGUGCAAUCCACUUCCAUUGUCUCCUUCUACGAGUACUAGCUCAUCCCCCUCAAUCAAUUCUCCACCGAUUGCAUAA